GAGCGAACAUCAGUUGCUAACUUAGCAUCUCAACAGCGCAAUUCAACGAAACAUCGUAUGUAACAGCACAUAAACAAAUUUCUUCUUAUUCUAAAGUUUUUUUAUAAGUUUAAUACAUCUGUUUUUACUAUUCAUACGUGCGCGCAUUGAAUUUGUUUACGUAUAGUGCUAUCGUGGUAUUAUCACAAAUCAAAACGAAGAAAUAGAAAUCAGUACAUGAAACUUUAACAUUGUAUGGAAUAACAUCGUAUGUAAAAUGCCAUUCAACAACCAAUAGCCAAAUAUUCCAUAAGAAACAAGUUAAAACUACUUAAAAGCAUUUAAUUAUACUAAUUUUUAGAGUUUGUCGCGCUUGUAAAUUAAACACUACUAAUUUUAAUGGAUUUCGCUCAAACGUGCAGAAAAAAUGGUGAUCCAGAUGCCGGACAUCCGGCUUCACUCAGUUACUCAGCUGGAGACAUAACAGAGAUAACAAUCCACGACACGCCAUCCCAUUAUAGCGUAACAGCAGUGCUCAACUAUUGCAAAAGUAAAAUUCUCAAACCCUACCUGCGAUUACUUUGCAUCGUUGGCUUACGUCCGCUAUCAACACACGAAAAUCAACCCUGCAUUGAAUUCUUCAGCUAUUACUACACCUGCCAAGUGAUUUUCUUCAUGAUAAUCGGAUACAUCCUGCAAUACAUGUCCUGCUUCCGACGAGAUCGUGGUUUUGGCAUUAAGCACUUCAACAAGUCGCAGCAUGAAAACUCUACUGUGCCAGACAUGGUCUUCGAUCGCAUAUGCCACGGAUCGUUGCUUUUCAGUUACAUAAUUCCACACGGUCUACAUUUAUUGGGAUACAUGCACGCGCUCUCUACAUUUCGCUCAUCCGAUGACGACCAACUACCGAGUUUAAUGGAGCGUGUCUUUCUGGCGUUAUCAAAUCUUUCGGAUGGAUUCAUGAGCCAAAAGAAGCUGGUAAAGAUGUUGUGGUUGUUCGUGACUGUCAGUUUGAUAUGGAUGACACUCUCUUUUGCUUGUAUUAACAUAAUGAUGGCGGAAGCAAUGAUUCAAUUCAGAUGGCUGGAGAACAAACCGGAAUAUUGUUUAAUGCUGAUGAAAGUAUUCUUAAUCGCUUGUACAUUGUGGCAUGAUGUUAUUCAAGCUACUGUCAUCAGUAACUAUUGCCUACAGGCGCAGUUAUUAACAUCAUAUCUGCAGUUUUUACGUGCGAAGAUUCUACAACAUUCUUUGCAUCCUGUGGAAUGGAUGAAAGACAUUGGUGAAUUUAAAAAAUUGUUGAAGUACUUCAACUAUCAAUUGGCACCUGCCGUUUGUAUAUUCUCAAUGACGAAUAUGACAUUUGCAAUUUCGGGUUUCUUAUGGUUGUUGAAUUUUGAUCCGGUUGAUACAGACACUUUUCCGAUUUAUGGUAUAAGUUGGCUGAAUGUUUUGUUAUGGUUCCUUAUUGCGUUUGCUCCUUUUAUACAGGCUGCAAGACUAACAAGCGCCUGUGAAUCAAUUAGAACCGUUGGACAUGAAGUGCGCACCAGGCCAUUUGUGCACCAGACAACACCGGGGAAUAAAUUGGAUUCCAUUCUGUUAUUCUCGUCCAGUUUGCGAUUUCGUGCCAAAUUAUUUGGUGUUCCCAUCCAUGCGCGCUGUGUGCUGCUACUGCUCACUCUGAUAAGUGUAGUUACAUUCGUGCUUGGUCAAUUGCAUUACCUAACACGAGACAGUCAGCAUAUCAAUGUGCCUUGAUUGCAAGUUUCAAUUGUAGUGGGCUACAACUACUUACUCUUACCAGGAUACAAAAGUAACGUUAGUUUAUGUAUCUAUGCGUCAGGUGAAAACGCUUUUAUAAUGAAUAUGGUUUUAAUGCGAAUCUAAUAUAAGUUUUAGCGAAAUAAACUUCAGCUUUUCUAGUAAUCUUUCUUUGGAUUGCUAUCACAAACAAGUCAGAUACAUGAUAUAUAAAAUGAACACAAUGUUAAUGUUUAGGUUCUGAAAUGAUUGGCAAAAAUAAAACGAUUGUUUCAUGUAAAUAUAUAA
Messenger RNA from Dalotia coriaria, 2031 nucleotides. RefSeq names its product Gustatory receptor-like Holozoa (gene GrlHz). The transcript is spliced from 3 exons. The record is from RefSeq and is a predicted model, not a curated record. The coding region runs from base 379 to 1740 and encodes 453 amino acids. Lineage: Eukaryota; Metazoa; Arthropoda; Insecta; Coleoptera; Staphylinidae.